This is a messenger RNA of Tetrahymena thermophila SB210, 300 nucleotides long. RefSeq names its product transmembrane protein, putative. Gene Ontology annotation, cellular component: mitochondrion. The record is from RefSeq and is a predicted model, not a curated record. The transcript has a single exon. Lineage: Eukaryota; Ciliophora; Oligohymenophorea; Hymenostomatida; Tetrahymenidae.
AUGAAUACCGCUUAAAAAUUUGCUGAGUUAUUUAAAGUAUAUGGUCCUGCUGUCAUUGUAUCUUAGCUUGGUGUAUGUGGGUUGUGGUAUGGUACUGUCUUUGCUGGAGUAAGAUCAGGACUCGAUUAUAAAGCAUUAGCUGUAAAAGUUGGAGUAGAUCCUGAAAACGAAAAGUUAAAAACUGCUUCUGAUGCAGCUAUAGCUUAUAUCAUUUAUAAAGCAAUGGCUCCUGUUCGUAUCCCUAUAACAAUAGCAAUCAUACCUUUUGUAGCUAAAUUAUUAAGAAUAGUACCUAAGUGA